AUGAGCAAGAGAUUCAGCUUGAAGCUCGCAUUCGCGCUCUUCAGAAGCGUUCUGCUGCAGAUCAACUACACGGACUUCAAGCGGGUUGGUGCCAGUGUGCCAGAGAGGUGCCGACAGUUCUUCCAAGCCUCGACGUUUCUCUACUUCCAGAAGGAUGAACACAAGAGGAUAAAGAUUCACGCACUGUGCCAGUACAUCAUCGCCAACGCCUCUACGAUGGUGAUCAUGACGAACGACUCACGGAAGAUGUACCAACUACGCGACUACGUCUCGGCCUCUCCGCUGCUACGCAACGUGUAUGUGCUGACCAUAGUGCGAAAGUUCUUCUUCUUCCUCGACCCCCUUGGGACAGGGGCCAUCCGUAUUCGCACUCUCAUCAUGGACCCCAUGUUCAAGGAGCUUGACUUCUUGCGGAAGAGUGAGGGCAUGCUACCUGCCACGAGCUGGUUCCACCUCGACCACACCAAUCGCAUGUACAAGAAGUUUCGAAACCUCGACGCGGAUGGCAAUGGAAAGCUGGGCGAGGAUGACCUUAGAGGUUACGAUCCUCCGCUCACCAACAGCUUUAUCGCACAGCUUCUCACUACCAAAUCGACGGCCGAUGGUGAGCUUGACUUUCGAGAUUUCCUGAACCUUGAGCUUGCGGUGGCUAACCCAACCGCCCCGCGAAGCGUCCGAUACUUCUUCUCCAUCUUCGACCUGGAUCAGAAGGGCUACAUCAUAGAGCAUGAUUUGGCCUACUUCCUCAAGGAUGUACUCGAAGGAUUGGACGAAACCCUGGAGCUUGAGCCGGGUGAAGAGGAGUUCGGCUCGGGGAAGGUGUUUGCAGCGGACGUUAUGAACCAAAUCUUCGACUUGAUACGAUCUAAGCACCCACGAGUUAUUACGUUGGACGACCUCAUCACCAGCGGCGCCGCGCACAUCUUCACGAGCAUCCUUUCGAGCAGGGAUCUGUUCGACAACUGGGAGCACAACGAUGGCCUCCGGAUUAACUACCAUCUGCAACGCGGCCCGCCGUCGCCCCCGCUUCCGCCGCACCGCGUCCUCGCCUUCUACCAUCCCGAGGGCAGUUCCGCCGCCGAACGCUGGCCCGAACCCCCAGCACCCCCGGCGCUGGCUGUCGUCACCACCGACGCCUGA
Messenger RNA from Acanthamoeba castellanii str. Neff, 1140 nucleotides. RefSeq lists its product as uncharacterized. Gene Ontology annotation, biological process: cortical cytoskeleton organization; regulation of dephosphorylation; microtubule cytoskeleton organization. Gene Ontology annotation, cellular component: centrosome; spindle. Lineage: Eukaryota; Discosea; Longamoebia; Acanthamoebidae. Bases 1 to 1140 code for a protein of 379 amino acids. The transcript is spliced from 11 exons. Gene Ontology annotation, molecular function: calcium ion binding. The record is from RefSeq and is a predicted model, not a curated record.